Messenger RNA from Penicillium expansum, 948 nucleotides. RefSeq names its product PhzF family phenazine biosynthesis protein. Gene Ontology annotation, molecular function: isomerase activity. Lineage: Eukaryota; Fungi; Ascomycota; Eurotiomycetes; Eurotiales; Aspergillaceae. Gene Ontology annotation, cellular component: cytoplasm. The record is from RefSeq and is a predicted model, not a curated record. The transcript has a single exon. Gene Ontology annotation, biological process: biosynthetic process. Bases 1 to 948 code for a protein of 315 amino acids.
AUGACUCACCUCAAAUUUGUCACACUCGAUGUCUUCACAACAACGCCUUACUCUGGCAAUCAGCUAGCAGUGGUAUUCCUCCCAGAAGACGACUCAGCCGCUCUAACCCAGAGCCAGAAGCAAACAAUCGCAAGAGAGUUCAAUCUGUCAGAGAGUAUCUUUGUCCACCCAGCACGCGAGAAAAGCAAGCGCGCCAUCGACAUCUUCACCCCAGACUGCGAAAUCCCCUUCGCAGGCCAUCCCACCAUUGGUGCAGCCUCCUGGUUCUUGAGCCACUCAACUGACCCCGCGGAUGGCGAUGGCGUCACCAGCCUCACGACCAAGUCCGGCGACAUCCCUAUCUCCAUCCAGGAUCGCGAGACCAAAUACGUCGCUGCCCAGAUUGCGCACAAUACGCACAUUCAUGCCUCACGGUUUAGCUUGAAAGAGUUGGUUAGGCUGCACCCGACGCUGGCGCCAUUCUUCACGCGGCCGGAUGUCACCUUCCCGCUCUUUUCGAUUGUCAACGGGAUGAGUCAGUUGUUUGUUGAGCUUCCUUCGCUCGAGGCGCUGGCUGCUGUGACGCCUGCGACCGGCGGUGAGCUGGUUUCUGCUGAUUAUCUUGACGAGGGGUGGAGGUCUGGGUUGAUCUGUGUGUACUUCAUUGUUCGGGAUGUUGAGGAUAGUGUCUCAAAAAAGAAGGUCAUUCGGUCCAGGAUGAUACUGGGAACUCUAGAAGAUGCGGCUACUGGCAGUGCAGCCAGUGGGUUGGCGGCGUACUUGACACUUACGGAGGGCAAAGCUGGCCAGAAUCAUCAGUACCAUGUUGUGCAGGGUGUUGAAAUGGGACGCCGGGGUGAUAUCGGUGCUGGGGUCACGUUGGAUGGUGACAGUAAGAUUGAACAGGUUGUGCUGACGGGAACUGCUGUUAGCGUGUCUGAGGGCAAGGUGCUGGUACCUCAGGCCUGA